UUCAGGACACCGGCGAACAGCGACCUCAGACAACACGAUGGAAACAUGACAGAAAGUCCAUUUCAGCAUUGUGCGUUCUCAUGCAAAACAAAAGACUGAUGGAAAAGACAUCGAAGAUGACAAAUCACAAAAUCGGACAGCGGAAGUUGGUCGAUCGAUCAGCGUAAAUCAAUUUGCUCCGAAUUUAUUGUGGGCUGUUCAAUUCCCUGAUUGGGUAUUUACGUUUCUGCGAACCUGUUUCGCAUUUAUCUGGACUUUCGUCGUAGAAAUGCGUUUCAUAAUAUUAGUGGAGUUUGUGGGGUGUUUAUGUAGGCUACUUCAAGCAGUCAAGUUGCAGUAUGUUUUGCUCGUGUCAAACAAACAUGCGGCACAUGAACGUGUUUGAGCGCUCCUCCGUGUUCGCCGCGGAGAUGAUGGAGGUGUUUGAUCGGACUCCCACGGAAAAAGAGCUCGUCUCUCAGUCCAAGGAUCUUUGUAGAGACUUCAUUCACUCCAGACUCAUAAGGGAAGGACUGGGUUGGUCAAAAGUCGAGUGUGAUCUGCCCGAGCCACACGGAGCUCUUGUGGAUGUAUCGAUGGUGCUGCUAAAACUGGGUGAUGAACUGGAGAGUAUGCGCCCGUAUGUGUAUCGUAAUAUCGCAAAGCAGCUGAACAUCAGUGUAGCAGUGGAGGCUGUGGUGUCAGAUGCGUUUCUCUCUGUAGCAACAGAGAUCAUAGUCAUGGGGAUCACAUGGGGCAAAGUGGUGGCCAUUUACGCUGUAGCAGCCGGGCUGGCGGUGGACUGUGUGCGUCAGGGCCAUCCAGUCGUGGUGCACGCCAUAGUGGACAGUCUGGGAGAGUUUGUGCGUAGGAACCUGGUCCCAUGGCUCAAAAAGAGAGGAGGAUGGGGGGAUAUUUUAAAAUGUGUGGUGAACAUGGACUCUAGAGCUCGUGCCCACUGGUUAACAACAGCUCUGUUCACAUGGAGGCAGUUCUUAAAGACGAUGUACAUCUACCUGACGAAGUAGCCUUGUGCAGGAAAUCAUCCUUUUGAAUGAGAACUGAAUCUCCCAGAACUGUUUGAAUGGUCUAUUGUACUGGUUGUGGAGCCCUGGGGAGCAAACGGCCCCUCACAAAGGUCAUAGCACGUCACCAAGGUUCAACUGCACCUUAAUCUUCUUUUACCUUUUAUUAUUUCUUUAAAAUAUACUAUGCAUAGACUGAAACAAAUACUGUGACCUGACAUUGUGUGGAGGGGAUGGGAAUAUGUGCUAUAUUCACUGUUGGAGCUACAUAAUAUCUGUCAUAGUUUAAAAUGACCCAGAAAUAUGCUAUGCGGGUAUUGGAACUCCUUUUGUGCUGACACAUUGCAUGGAUUCAGUUCACUGAAAUUUUAUACCAAAUGUCUGUGGCAAUGAGUAAAACAUUUUAAUGUUUGACAAUCUUCAGAUUUUUAUUUUUACAAAAUUGCUUAAGAUGAUGCUUGGAGUGUCACUUUGCACUUUCAAUUUGUACAGUUUGUAUGGUGUGUGAAACACUUGUCACCAGCUGUAAACAUCUGAAAAUAAAGAUUUUAAUGUGUGAACUGUGGAUGAAGUUGAACAUUUAAGAGAGGGUUCUAGUGCUCAUAGAAAACCUGGAAAUAUCA
Messenger RNA from Labeo rohita (rohu), 1627 nucleotides. RefSeq names its product BCL2 family apoptosis regulator BOK b (gene bokb). Gene Ontology annotation, biological process: regulation of apoptotic process; extrinsic apoptotic signaling pathway in absence of ligand; intrinsic apoptotic signaling pathway in response to DNA damage. Gene Ontology annotation, cellular component: mitochondrial outer membrane. The coding region runs from base 339 to 1007 and encodes 222 amino acids. The record is from RefSeq and is a predicted model, not a curated record. Gene Ontology annotation, molecular function: protein homodimerization activity; protein heterodimerization activity. NCBI's taxonomy places the organism in Eukaryota, Metazoa, Chordata, Actinopteri, Cypriniformes, Cyprinidae. The transcript is spliced from 4 exons.